This is a messenger RNA of Oryctolagus cuniculus (rabbit), 5488 nucleotides long. NCBI's taxonomy places the organism in Eukaryota, Metazoa, Chordata, Mammalia, Lagomorpha, Leporidae. The record is from RefSeq and is a predicted model, not a curated record.
UGCUCCUGCUGGUCCCUGUUCUGUCCGGGUUUAGCACCCCUCCUCUUGCCCUGCACAGCCACACACUCAGGCACGCUCACAGCCACACCUCUGCCUUCCACCCUCCUCCUCGCUUCCAAGAUGAAGGCUCAGAGGUCCUUGUCUGGGAGACACCAGAGCAGACUGAGCCCCUGCUGAGCCCCCCCACCCCACUGCAGCCAGGCCCCGCCCACUGGCUCUGCAGCGCCCACCUUCUGCCUCUCCUCUGUGUGACUUCGUUCCCUGGGGUUACACAUCCUACUAGGGCCACUGACCUGGAGGGGUCCCCAGAGUUAGGGGUCCCCUGGCAACCUGGGUCUGUCUCAGGCUGCUUUGUAGGGCGGAGAACCUGGGGCCCAAGCGCCCACCCCUAAGAAAGCCCCCUGCAUCAGUUUGCCCUGUUAGGGGGUGACCAGUGGUUCACAAAGCUCUCAUCUACUCAGAGCCUCUCGCAUGGGAAAGAGUGACAGCCCGAGAGGGGCAGGGUCGCGGCCAAGGGCAGGAGCUCUCCUGGGGGGAGCAGCUGAACUGUGGGUAGUUCCAGGCCUUGGGACAGGCGGACGGAGGGCUCUGAGGGGAGAGGCUUUUUCCGGGGGCGGAGAGCUCCCGGCACAGGUGUGGUGGUGGGUAGGGGUGCUGGUGAUUUCCUGCAGUGUUUCUUCGACUUGUCCCGAACUGGUUCUUAGUCUGCACCUCCCAGCCUGGCCCACCGUGGCCUCCAACCCUGGGGCAUCCUGGUCUCAGUGCAGCUGGCCACCAGCUGGGGGUGGAAGGGGCCUCUCUAGUCCCUGGGUUUCUGGGGGCUCCCUGCUGGGCGCCCCUGGUCUGCCCCUGCCCUGCCGCCGCCAUGUGCCCAGGGCCUGGGCCGCCUCGGGGCAGCAGGGGGGAGAUGGCCGCAGCUGGGCGUCCGGUGGCUUCCCCUUCCUGCCGCUCCCCAAGCAGCAGGGCGGGAAAGGUGGGGCAGGAAUUCCUGGGCCUGCGCUCUUGGCCUCUUGGCUGCAGUUCCCAGGCGCCUCCCUCCUGUGCUCCUGCACAGGGCUGGGCACUGCCGGAAUCCUCGGAGCAGGGAGCCCCUACGUCUGGCACCCUGGCCAUGUGCAGCCCCGAGGAGUCAGCCCUGCUGCGGCUGGAGGAGGGCUUCUCAGCCGCCCUGGCCCACAUCAACAGCCUUGUCCUCCAGCCCCUGCUUUCGGCCGGUACAUCGAGUCCUACACGAACUGCUUGGUGGUGCAGGCUUUUCAGAAGGCAGCAAAGAGGAGGAGCGAGUACUGGCGGGGCCGGCGGAAGGCGCUUCGGCAGCUGCUGUGGGGCGUGAGCCCAGAGGGCUCGGUGGGCACGGUGCUGGUCCAGGCCCUCCGGCAGCCGCUGGCCCACCACGUGCAGCAGUGUGUGCUCCAGCUACUGAGCCUCAGCGGCGCCAUCGGGGAGCGUGACCCUGCCCGGGAGCUGGUGGUGCGUGCAGCCGUCCUGUUUGGGAACCUCGAGUCCUUCCUCCGGCAGGCUGUGGACCAGGCUGUGGCCACGCAGGGCCUGUGGCACACCCUGAGCAGCCGGCUGAGGGACGUGCUGUGCACCCCUGCUCGCCGGCUCUUGCAGGACAGCCACGACGUGCCUGUGACGGCCACCCCGCUGCGGGCCGAGCGCGUGCUGCUCUUUGACGACGCCCUGGUGCUGCUGCAGGGCCACAGCGUCCACACUUUUGAUCUGAAGCUGCUGUGGGUGGAUCCUGGGCGGGAUGGGUGCGCGUUUCAGCUCCUCACGCCUGAAGACGCAUUCUCUCUUUGUGCCAAGGACCGCCAGGGCCAGGCGGUCUGGCAGUGGAAGGUGACCCGGGCUGUGUGCCAGGCCCUGCGGGGAAAGAAGGACUUCCCUGUGCUGGGGGCUGGCCUGCAGUCAUCGGAGCCCCCCGCCUACCGCUGCGGAGCCUACACCUUCUGCGCCGAGGGCCGGUUUUGCCGUGCCACCUACGAGGGCGAGUGGCAGCGUGGCAGGCCCCAUGGCAAGGGAACCCUGAAGUGGCCAGACGGGCGCAGUCACGUGGGCGAUUUCUGCCAGGGCCUGGAGCACGGCUUUGGCAUCCGCCUGGUGCCACAGGCCUCCGAGGACAAGUUUGACUGUUACAAGUGCCACUGGACGGCAGGCAGCAUGUGCGGCUACGGCAUCUGUGAGUACGGCAAUGACCAGGUGUACAAGGGCUAUUUCCAUGCGGGCCUGCGGCACGGCUUCGGUGUCCUGGAGAGUGCGCCGCAGGGCCCCCAGACGUUCAGGUACACCGGCCACUGGGAGAGGGGCCAGAGGAGCGGCUAUGGCGUCGAGGAGGACGGGGACAGGGGCGAGCGCUACAUCGGCAUGUGGCAGGGCGACCAGCGCCAUGGCCCGGGGGUCGUAGUCACCCAGGCAGGUGUCUGCUACCAGGGCAGCUUCCAGGCGGACAAGAUAGUGGGUCCCGGCGUGCUGCUGUCUGAGGACGACUCCCUGUACGAGGGCACCUUCACCAGGGACCUGAGCCUUGUGGGGAAGGGUAAGGUCACCUUCCCCAAUGGCUUCACCCUGGAGGGCACAUUCGGCAGUGGGGUGGGGAGAGGACUGCACACGCAAGGCGUACUGGACACAGCUGCUGUCCCGCCGGACCCCAGCAGCACCCGCAAGAGGCAGCUGGGGCUGGACGCCUUACCGGUGGAGAGCCGCUGGCAGGGAGUCUACGGCCCCUUCCGGGACUUCGUGGCUGCUGGCUGCCCCGCAGACCUGCAGGAGGCCAUGCUGGGCUUCCACGUGCAGAGCUCGCGGGAGCUGCGCAGGUCCCAGGAGUACCUGUGCUGCACGAGGACGCACCCCGAGGACAGUGAGGGCAGCGUGGCCGACACCCUGGACGAGCUGCUGCGGCACCGGCAGCCUGAGGCCCUGCAGCAGUACCUGAGCAAGGCCCUGAGCCACCCCCUGCACCCGCUGGGCAAGCUGCUGCGCACGCUGAUGCUGACCUUCCAGGCCACGUACGUGGGCAUCGGGGCCAACAAGCACCUGCAGGGGCUGGCCCAGGACGAGGUGAAGCAGCACGCCCGGGAGCUCUGGGCCGCCUACAGGGGUCUGCUGCGGGUCGCCUUACAGCGCAGGGGCCACACCCUGGAGGAGGAAGACACCGAGACACGGGACCUGCAGGUGCACAGCGUGAUGCUGCCGCUCGUGCUGCCCAGCUUCUACUCGGAGCUCUUCACGCUCUACCUGCUGCUCCACGAGCCCGAGGACGGCCUCUACAGCCAGGGCAUCACCAACCUGAGCCUCUUCCCCGAUGCCAAGCUGCUGCAGUUCCUGGAAGUGCAGAAGCACCUGUGGCCGCUGAAGGACCUCAGGCUCACCAGCAAUCAGAGGCACUCCCUGGUCAAGGACAAGUGCUUCCUGUCAGCCACUGAGUGCCUGCAGAAGAUCAUCACCACGGUGAGCCCUUGGGAGAAGCUGCAGGUGCUGGAGCGGACGUACGGGGAGAUCGAGGCCACCGUGUCGCGGCUGCUGGGCCAGGAGCACAAGCUGCCCAUGGAUGACCUGCUGCCGCUGCUCAUCUAUGUGGUGUCGCGGGCCCGAAUUCAGCACCUGGGAGCUGAGAUCCACCUAAUCCGGGACAUGAUGGAUCCCAGCCACAUAGGGGGCCUCUACGACUUCCUGCUCACGGCCCUGGAGUCCUGCUAUGAGCACAUCCAGAGAGAAGACAUGCGGCAGCACCGCUUGCCGGGCCCCUGGGACCCCAGGGAGCACUGGUAGCCCCACGCCGCCGGGACCCACGGGAGCAGCGACACCCAGCCUGGCUAGAGUGAGGGCCAAGGUGCCGGUGUGGCCCUGGAGCUGGUGGUCUCCCCCUCGGCCUCCUGCGGCAGCUCCCAGGAUGGGAGUGAGGAGCAGCUGGCGCCCGUGCUACCACGCCGCGGAGCCACCUGGCAGUGGAGGAGGCGGUCUCUGGGGACCUUCCACUUCCGUUUCUGACCUCGCCGCGUUCUGGAGCCCUCCUGAGGUCCCAUUUCGUCCUGGGCUGCAAUUCCCCUUUCGCCGCUGGUCGGGUUCCCGGCUGCUCGGCACUGCCUGGUUUAGCCAGCCCUCUCCCUGGGCAGACCCCCCCCCCCGCCAGCUCUGCCGGCUCCCACCUGCUCGGUCUGUGGUGAGGAUGGCCGCAGUCCCUCCACAACGACACGGAGGGUGGUGCCGGAGCCAGGGGCCGCGUCACCGUCCUUUGGCUGCCUCACUGCCAGUGGCCCGUGAGCCACACACCUGGGACCUCUGUGGGCCUCCCUGCGCAGGGCCAGCCCCCGUCCUGGCCAGCCAGCCCCUCCGCUCAGGACCCACAGGGAAUGGGGCCCUGGGACCCCUGUGGGAGGGAGCACUUUGUUUAAGUAGGCGUUCUGGUAGGGAGCCAGUUCCUGCUGGGCCUCGGUUUCUCUCCGCAGGGGGCGUGGCCCAGGUGACCUGCAGGGCCAGUAGGGUGAGUGACAGCAGGCAGUGUGGACCGGGGCGGGGGGGGGGGAGCAGAGCACUGGGUGCUCCCUGGGAGAACAAGCGGGACCCACCGCCUGCAGUGUGCCCUGGGUGGAAAGCGAGUUUGGCUCCUGCCCCAGCUCUAGAUGUGCCUUCCACACCAGACAACCGACCUCAGCCCCAGGGACCCUGGGAGAGCCCCGUAACACCUGAGCCACAGGGCACCUGGCCAGGUGCCCUCCCAAGGGAGCAGACACCCUCGCCCUGGCUGGUGCCACCAAAUGUGCUGCUUGGAGAGGCCGCAGGCUCUGCUUCUGUCAGACCCAUGGCGUCCCCAAGCAAGUCCCUGUGCAGGAGUGGAGCCGCUGUGGGGUGAGGAUCCCAGGACGCCAGGGACAGCCAGCGUCCAGCCGUGUGGCCUGUUCUGGGCCCUUCCUGCAGCACAGCCAGGCGUUCGUGCCCUGCACUCCUGCACUUCCGGCCCCCCUGGGGUCAGUGGGCCUCACCCCACACCUGCUGCACUGGCGCCUCUGGGCGUGGCCUGGGGGGGCUGCACAUUUCCCCAGGGGAGUCCCAAGAGUGGCCACGUCUACCUCAGACCCAACAGCACAGCCCUCCCAGCUGCUGGGGUCCUUCGCACUGGGCAGUGAGGAGGUUGACAGUGGGGCUCAGGAGCCAGGAAACCACCUGCUGUGGAGGUGGGACCACACCCCAGGGCCGGCCUCCCCAGCUGGGUCCUUCCAUGGGUGGUCACCGUGGGCCAUCCCAGCAGGACCACGAGUGGUCUCGUUCCUGACCACUGCCCAAUCCAGCAGGCGUAGCCAGGAGGCGGGAGAGGUGGUGGCUGAGGGCCACCCCCCACCCCCUGCGCCAUAGGUGACAAAGCUUGCUUUCCAGAGGCAGCCUGGAGGUGGGGAGGGGUCAUGGGAAAGGCAAGUGGCGUGGCCAGGGUCAAGGGCGGCCUGUUCUCAUCCCCCCUCCCCUCAUAAUUAAACGGUAUAUUUGAGAGAUG